Tetrapisispora phaffii CBS 4417 is the source of this 669-nucleotide messenger RNA. It is a transcript of the gene IRC22, whose product is annotated as Irc22p. Gene Ontology annotation, cellular component: endoplasmic reticulum membrane. The record is from RefSeq and is a predicted model, not a curated record. The transcript has a single exon. The coding region runs from base 1 to 669 and encodes 222 amino acids. Lineage: Eukaryota; Fungi; Ascomycota; Saccharomycetes; Saccharomycetales; Saccharomycetaceae.
AUGCAAUUCUUUUUCUUACUUUGGUUAGCAAUCAUUAAUAAUAUUUUUGUUCGUGCUGAAACUGCCAACUCCACUGAUUUCGACAAUGAAAUCAGCGAUGAUGUGAGUUCUAAUGGUCGUGAGUUCAUUAACUUGAAUGUUACUUACACUAUUUUGGAAAAACCAAAUGCUAAUUUCACUGAACUAUUAGAAUUUGCUCCUGAACAAGGUUUAACGUUGAAAUACAAUUUAUACAAUGGUGAGGAUUCUUCUGUCAAUAUUGUUGGUGUUUCUGGUAAUGUUUACACUUAUCCAGAUGGUUAUUUUGCGGCCAAUAUUACUGAAUCUGCCGUUGACACCAUUGUGGUUGCUUUUAAUGAAACUACUACCUUCCAACAAGGUGUUAGAUUGGCAUUAGAAGAAGGUAGAUACUUUGUUGAACCAAUAGUCAUCGUCGAGAAAGAUGAACAGGUCUUGAGAGUUGCAGUCCAGCCUGUUAUGGUCGAAAUUGUUCCACUUCCAUUGUCCUUCUUUAACCUAGAAUUUUUAUCAAUCCUAGUUGCUUUGUUUGCUAUUAUUGCUGGUACAUAUUACUUUUUUAUUGGCAAAUCUACUAAAGUAUCUAAAUCUAAGAAUGCUAAGCCAAUCAAAGUUGACGAGAGUUGGUUACCAGAUAACUACAAAAACUAA